UUCCAGUAAAGUAGUUUUGGUGAGUAAGCCAAAGGCAAAGGAAAGAUUUCACCCACGUUGUUGCACUUGCAGCAUCUAUUACUAGUUGGUUGUGCUGUUGUUUACUAGUAGUAGUACGUCUCUCAGAGCGGCCUAGGUGGCACGAAUUGACAGCUUCUCGUCUCCAGCGCGCUAUUCGUCGCUGCUAGCUCGCACCAGGUUCUUGCUUUUGAGCCUGUUCCUUCUCAUUGUUAUAGUCGUUUAGUGGUACGUACGUGUAUCCACAAACAAGGGAAAGAUCCCCUUUCCUGAAGCCGUGAGGGUGCAGCGUGGGCUCGAGUUUGCGCAGGCUUGUGUGGUACAUCAAUGACUAUGGAGCCAAACGCCAAGAGACGGUUUCCUUCUCAGGCUACCAAUGGCCAUGGAGCUGUUCCAACUGGGCAGGGAAGAGUUUCCGGCAUGACAGCUGCUGCCACUAAUGAACCAGCUCCUAGUACUAACGGACACGGAGAUUUACCCGUACCCCGUGAUCGCACUGAUGAAUGGCAUGGAUUAGUGUCGAUGGUGACUGUCAUACAUUCGAUGGUAGAGAAGAUCUACCAGGCUGCCUGCAUGCUGCGCGAGACUGAACAGCAGGAUCGAAACCAGUGGCUAGCGAUAGUGCAGAGGCUACGCGAGGAGGCCGAACAUGCGAACGGACGCGGUGUUCAUCGCAGCACCGUCGCACUGAGUACUCAGGAUGAGACCGGUGACCUUGCUCAUCAGCGUCGUCUGUACCAGCAGAGUCUUGAGAUGCAGCAGGGUGGCGCUGGCAAUGGUAACGGCAAUGGUAACGGCAAUGGUCACCAUGUACAGCCCCAGCAGGCGCCCGCACAGCAGCCACCGGUUGCCGUCAUCGCGGCCCCGCCGCAGAGCGCAGCGGCCGCGGCACCAGCCGAGCCGCAGGGCACAGCGCGCAACGGCGGUCCCAGCGCGGCCCAUCCUCCGGCAGUGCAAGGCGCGCCGCAACAGCCUCAGUCACAGCAGACUGGCGGAGGUGGCAGUAGUGGUGAAACAGUGCCCUCUGCUACACAGGAGGAAGAGGAGCAAUGCUGGAACUGUGGUCGCGAGGCAACAGAGACGUGUAGCCGAUGCAAGAAGGCGCGCUACUGCGGUGUCUGGUGCCAGCGCCGCGACUGGAAGGUCAAGCACCACCGCGUGUGUUGCGAACCGGGGGCAGAGGACUCCGGCGACGCUUCCGCCGCCAAAGACCAACCACAGCAGCUACAGCAGGGCCAGCAGCAGCAGCAGGCUCAACAGCAGCAGCCUGGUCAUAUGGAAGAGCGAGCACGCGGUGAUGAUCACGCUUCAGACGCUCACCAAGGUGACGCAAGCCGACCAAACAUCAACCAGCAAUCCAGCUGUGUAGAGGAAGCACCUGGCACAUUGAUCAUCAAUGGUGGAGAUGUAUCUUCGGACUCGGACUCGGGUAGUAUGUCUGACUGACUCCUUUAUAAGUGAACCGUGUGUCUUCGUCAGAAAACAUACAACGUGUGUUCAAUGGGUGUACGAGUCCUCGCUGCCGUCGCUUUGUGUUGUUUUCUAGUAACGUGUGGCUCAGCCAAGAGCAGAGUAGUGUGUGUGUGCCUGUGUGUGUGCCAAGGACUGGUGUGUGUGUGUGUGUGUGUGUGUGUGUGCGCGCGCGCGCGCGCGUGUGUGCUUGCC
Messenger RNA from Sycon ciliatum, 1683 nucleotides. Its product is annotated as protein CBFA2T1-like. Gene Ontology annotation, cellular component: nucleus. Bases 346 to 1464 code for a protein of 372 amino acids. NCBI's taxonomy places the organism in Eukaryota, Metazoa, Porifera, Calcarea, Leucosolenida, Sycettidae. Gene Ontology annotation, biological process: negative regulation of DNA-templated transcription. The record is from RefSeq and is a predicted model, not a curated record. Gene Ontology annotation, molecular function: transcription corepressor activity. The transcript is spliced from 7 exons.